AUGAAUCAAUCGUGUGAUGUUUCAUCUUCGUGUAAUGGAGUUUGUAUUGUUACUAGAAAUGUCAUACUUUCGAAUAGUCAUGCUGGAACACAUGCUGAUCAACCUAAACAUUUUGAAAAGAAUCCAAUUGUGGAAUAUUUUCACACUCUUCAAUAUAAUGGAGCUUGUUUAGUAUUAAAUUUAGUGGAAGAAUUGAAGAAUAAUUUGGAAAUUUCAGAAGAAAUUCUUAGAAAUGCAAUUGAAAAGAGUAAAAUUCCAAAAGAUAAAAUUCUCAGAUGUAUCAUCAAGACUCGAUCCAAUCAACCAAGUGAUGAACAAGAAUGGACCAAUGAUUUUGCACAUUUUCAUCCAAGUGCAGCUGAAUAUUUAUCAAGAGAAUUACCUAAUCUUCUCCUUAUUGGAAUUGAUACACCAUCAAUUGACCAUCCUAAUAAGGCACCAAUUAUUGAACAUUCACAUGGUAGAUUUUGGAAUGCUAGAAUUGCAAUUUUGGAAAAUUUAAAUUGUGAAAUGAUUUUUUCACAUACUAACAGUAGUGAUAAUAGUAUUAAUAGUAACAAUAGUAUUAACAAUAGUAUUGAAGGAUAUUUACAAACAAGUUUCAAUCCAUUACAAAUUUCACAAGAUGCCAUUGGAUGUUUUGUCAAGUUUUAUCCAUCACAUCAAUAG
Molecule: messenger RNA, 669 nt
Organism: Naegleria gruberi
Lineage: Eukaryota; Heterolobosea; Eutetramitea; Acrasida; Naegleriidae
Exons: 1
Coding region: 1-669 (222 amino acids)
Molecular function (GO): arylformamidase activity
Source: RefSeq, a predicted model, not a curated record